Messenger RNA from Loa loa (African eye worm), 159 nucleotides. RefSeq lists its product as hypothetical. NCBI's taxonomy places the organism in Eukaryota, Metazoa, Nematoda, Chromadorea, Rhabditida, Onchocercidae. The record is from RefSeq and is a predicted model, not a curated record. The annotation marks the transcript as partial. The transcript has a single exon.
GUGAAUGAAAAAGGAACAGAAUCAGCGGCUGCGACCGUGAUUGAUAUAGUGCCCCGCAUGUUAAUGGAAUCUAAGCCAUUCAUCGCUGAUCAGCCAUUCCUCUUUGCAAUUGUUAGGAAUUCCGAUACAAUUUUGUUUGCAGGCCAAUUUGCCAAGUGA